ACAGUGGAUUAGGGCCGGAAAAAACAUAUGGUUUCAUCGUGAAAAGCAAAGGUUCCAAGGGGGUAGUGUUCCAAUCGCGCUCGCUGCCCCCACGCCCUCGGCUCGGCUCGGCUCGGCUCGGCUCGGCUCAAGAUUUGGAGCGUGCUCUCGGAACCCUCCACCAUCACUCUAACCAGAGAAUCUCGUCGAGAGGCUUUCCGUCUUCCUCGGACCCGGCGCUCGCGGCCAUGCGAAACCGGAACAAAGCUCCGAAGCCGGCUCCUCCCGAACCCGCCAAGCCCGGUUCCGGUCCUCAGGAGCAGGAUCGGAGUACCUUUGAAGGAGAAAGUCUUGGUCUUUUGCUCGAAUCGAUUCAAGGCAAGAUUAAGGCAGCUAGAAGUUUGGAUGGAGAGGCCUUGCCAGAGAAGAUAUGGCUCAAGCAACAAUUUGCGAUUGGGGUCAACGAAGUUACUCGCGUGCUCGAACGAAUGCCUCCAUCUAAUGAUGCGGAUGACUGUCCUCUGGAGGAGUCACUUAUGUCCAGCAACGAUAAUGCAUCCUAUCCCCGGCUUCAGGCUAUUCUAUUGGCAUCCGAUUGCAACCCCCGAUGGCUGACCAGACAUCUCCCAAGUCUAGCCUUGUCAAGGAAGGUGCCGCUGAUCCUUGUCAAAGAUAAGAAGCGGGGAUCUUUAAGGCUUGGAGAACUUGUCAACUUAAAAACUGCAAUUGCAAUCGGAAUAAAGGCUAAAGGGAAUGCUGUCAACCAUAUUAUCCAGAAAAUUCUAUGCAACAGCGACUUAAACUUUGAAAGGAAGAGCACGGGCCAGAGUCUGCUAAAUGGAGAAACGAAUGGGAAUGAACAGCCUGGUCGAGCAGGAUGAGAAAGAAACAAUUUUGCCUUUUCACAAGCUGGAAAAAAACGAAAUCUUGGAAUCAUUACUGGCCAUAUGCGAAGCUGGCUUCACAAGGCGUGUUGUUCAUUCCUGAUCCUGAUUUGAUGGAACACACAUCCUGUCCACGACAAGUAGAUACUCUCAAGCAGAUGUUUUGCAAGCCUUCUUGACUUUGCUUGAGAGCCAACAAUCGGAAUCCAUCAGUUUGGGGAGCAUAUGGAUGCGUUACAAAAAGAUUUUGAGAGAUGAAAUAUGUGAAUUUUGUCCCUGUUCUUAACUUGCACUGAUGUGGAACUCAUUACAAUUAAGUUAAAGGACGAAAGGUUUAUAAUAAGAAACUUGAUUUUGUGCUGCA
Eucalyptus grandis is the source of this 1227-nucleotide messenger RNA. RefSeq lists its product as uncharacterized. The transcript has 7 exons. Bases 228 to 860 code for a protein of 210 amino acids. The record is from RefSeq and is a predicted model, not a curated record. NCBI's taxonomy places the organism in Eukaryota, Viridiplantae, Streptophyta, Magnoliopsida, Myrtales, Myrtaceae.